GUGCAAUGAAUUGGUGGUCGGCGGUCUUAAGUGCUGGUAUGCUGGCUGCGUGCUGUGGCUGUUACGAUGCACUGCAGCUAUCGAAUGUAACGAGAGCGGAGGGGAAAAAUGAGCUGGAUGUCGUGCAUACGGCGCAACGCAGUGGAAGAUUUUUUCCGUUCUACACGAUUGGCCGUAUUGCGAACGCUCCGUGCACAUCACCCUCGGGCCUAUCUGGCACUUGUUUGAUAGCGGGCGAGUGCAAAGACAACGGUGGCUUAGCGUCGGGUACGUGCAGCACCCGUACAAACCAGGCCGUAUGCUGCGUGUAUACCAAAUCCUGCGGAGACUCCACAACUCUUAACAGUACAUACUUUACGAACUCGGGCUAUCCGGGACCGUACGGUGGAGGUGGAACCUGCACGUUUACGAUCACUCCGUCCAGUGGGAUCUGUCAGCUAAGAAUCGAUUUCCGUACGCUAACGCUCAGCCAACCGACCGGUGAUGGGGCCUGCAAUACUGAUCGGUUAACGAUCGUCGGGGCUAGCCCGUCGGUGGUACCAAUUUGUGGCGAAAACACUGGCCAACAUCUGUACGUGAACUUUGUCGGAAGUGGUCCUAUCUCGUUGCGUAUCGCUACCAACGGUGACGUGUCGUUUAAUCGCCUGUGGAAUAUAGAGCUGUCACAGAUAGCGUGCGCCAGCUCAGAACGUGCUCCUGCUGGGUGUUUGCAGUACUACACGGAACCGACCGGAGAGAUUAGUAGCUUAAACUAUGGACUGGGAGAAAAUCCGUCCACAAAUGCGGCUGGUGCUCGGGGCAGCCGACAGCUACCCAACACCAACUAUGGCAUUUGUAUGCGACCUGCAGCUGGUAAAUGUUCUAUAACCUACUCACUGCCUCCAGACGAUAGGUACGCUUUUACGGUUACCGGUGAUGCUGUCGCUGUCGAUCCGGCUCUGCUCGGUAUGGCAAUGCUGAGUGUGACCGGUGCGGCCUGUCUGACCGAUUUCGUUAUCAUACCGAAUCCUAGCGGCUUAACUUCCGACCGGUUCUGCGGUCUUGGGUUUCCGGGUGUCACGAGUUUUGCACGACCGUUCGUCGUCUAUACGGUGACCAAUGCAAACGAAACACCGGACGCGGCCAAUCGAGGUUUCCGAUUGCUUUACACGCAGAAUGCCUGUGCAGCAGCGUAA
Messenger RNA from Anopheles maculipalpis, 1175 nucleotides. RefSeq lists its product as uncharacterized. The record is from RefSeq and is a predicted model, not a curated record. The coding region runs from base 6 to 1175 and encodes 389 amino acids. NCBI's taxonomy places the organism in Eukaryota, Metazoa, Arthropoda, Insecta, Diptera, Culicidae. The transcript is spliced from 6 exons.